AUGGCAGCCCAAGCUCUCACCCCGAAGGACUUUCAGAACGCCUUUCACUGGGCAGCGAGUCAGAAAGACGGUACCAUUCCGUCUUUUGCGACCCGUCCCAAUGACCCUUACAAGUACCAGCCUGGUCUCGGAAACAGCUUUGAAUCUGAGGCUAUUCCCGGCACCAUCCCCCAGGGACAGAACAGUCCCCGAAGCAUCCGAUAUGGUCUCUACGCCGAGCAGAUCACCGCGUCUGCGUUUGUCGCGCCCCGACAUGCAAACAAGAAGGCAUGGCUUUACCGAUCUCGACCUGCUGUAGCUCACCAGGGUUUCACUUCCCUGCCUGACAACAAAGACACAGAGUCAACUUUCAUCCCUAUUAACCCACGUGUCCACAUCUCGCCCACCCAGUUGGCAUGGAAGCCAUACCCCAUUCCUGAGGGUGAGGAAGUCGACUUUGUUGACGGACUCAAGACUGUUGCUGGUUCCGGUGACCCCACGCUGAGAGAAGGCCUUGCAACGCAUGUUUUCCUUUGCAACAAGAGCAUGUCAAAGAAGGCGUUCGUAAACUCCGACGGCGAUUGGCUCAUUGUGCCUCAACAGGGCGUGCUUGACAUCCAGACUGAGUUCGGUCAUUUGUAUGUGCAGCCGGGAGAAAUCUGCGUCAUCCAACGUGGCCUCCGCUUCAAGGUCAAGGUCGAGGGACCCACCCGUGGAUACAUCCUCGAGAUCUGGGGUUCCAACUGGGAACUCCCCGAGUUGGGUCCCCUGGGCGCAAACGGUCUGGCCAACGCCCGUGACUUUCUGCACCCCGUCGCCGCAUACAAGGUCACUAAGGACGACCCGUGGGAGACCGUCUACAAGCUGGGAGGCAAGUUCUUUAAGAGCACUCAGCGCCACUGCCCAUUCGACGUUAUCGCCUGGCACGGCAACUACGUUCCUUAUAAGUACGACCUGACCAAAUUCGUCAACGUCGGAUCUAUAUCCGUCGACCACAUCGACCCGUCUAUCUUCUGUGUUCUUACAGCCAAGUCUCGCGACCCAACCGCGCCAUUGGCGGAUUUCCUCAUCUUUUCCCCUCGCUGGGACGUGGCUUCCCACACUUACCGUCCCCCCUACUACCACCGAAACUGCGCUUCCGAGCUCAUGGGCCUUAUCUACGGAGAGUAUGGUGGACGGUCCGACGAGUUCCAGCCUGGUAGCAUCUCUUUUGAGUGCGGCUUCGUCCCCCACGGAGUUGCCUACGAGCAGUUUGCUGCUGCGUCAAAGGAGGAUCCUCCCGUCAUGCAAAUCUCUCAUGGCUCCAUUGCUUUCAUGUUCGAGACCAGCAGAGCUCUCACUAUUACUGACUGGGCAUGGAACAGCAAGGAAAAGCAUGAGCAUGAUCCUAAGAUGUGGGAUGACCUGGUGGACAACUUCUCAAACCAUCACAUCGAGAUUCCCCAACAAAGCAACGGCCACAAGAACUGA
Molecule: messenger RNA, 1449 nt
Organism: Colletotrichum chrysophilum
Lineage: Eukaryota; Fungi; Ascomycota; Sordariomycetes; Glomerellales; Glomerellaceae
Exons: 2
Coding region: 1-1449 (482 amino acids)
Biological process (GO): L-phenylalanine catabolic process
Cellular component (GO): cytoplasm
Molecular function (GO): homogentisate 1,2-dioxygenase activity
Source: RefSeq, a predicted model, not a curated record